Tetrahymena thermophila SB210 is the source of this 1068-nucleotide messenger RNA. RefSeq lists its product as hypothetical. NCBI's taxonomy places the organism in Eukaryota, Ciliophora, Oligohymenophorea, Hymenostomatida, Tetrahymenidae. The transcript has a single exon. The record is from RefSeq and is a predicted model, not a curated record.
AUGUCUUGCUUUAUAUAUUGUAAAUUGUCUUUUGAAAAGGAUUAUCAGCGUAUUUAAAUUGACGAUAAUCUAUUUUUUGAAAAUAAAAUUUCUUUUGAAGAUUUGGAAGAUUAUUUGUAAUAUAAUUUUUACAUGACUCCAGUUUAAAUUUUAUAGAAAUCUGUUUCUGACGAAUAAUUUAUUUACAACUACAGCUCUAUUGUCCUUUAAUUAAAAGAAAGAUUUCUUGAAAAAAUUCUUAAUUUUGUUUUUGAAAACAAUUCUUAUGAACUAAUUUUAAGAUUGCCAAAGAAUAAAUCUACAUUUAAAGUUAAAUUUUUGCUAAAUUUGAUAAGAAAAAAAUUAAAAAUUGAUAGUCGUAUUUAUAUUUCUACUUUAAAUCAAAAUCAAUUUUAAUUAGAAGACUCUGUUUCUGUUUUAGAAACUAUUUUUGUUUCUCUUUAAUCAUUCAAUUCCUCUCCUAUAAAGUAAAUCGCUUAGUAAGACAACUAUUCUAUUCCUUUUGAUCAAAUAAGUGAAGCUUCUACUUCAGAUUAAUCAUUAAGCGAGUCAAAAGAAAGAUCAUCAGAUACAUUUAUUGACCUACUUUUUAACCCAUAAUAUUUUAAUUCUACCAAAGAUAAUAAUUUUUAAUGUUUAAAUAAUAUCAAUAAUUAAGAUAAAAUAUGUGUAGAAAAUAAUUUAUUUGUUAAUGAAUCAGUAAUUAAUACUUAAUAAAAUUAAUCAUCAGAUUUUUUAAAAAAUUUAUCUUACUCUUCAGAAUUAAAUUCUACUCAAACAAACAAUUAAUAAUAUGUAAAUAAUUUUUAAAAUAAAAUGCACAUUUGUGUUGAAAAUAAUAUUUAUAAUGGUAUUCCACUUGUUUCUAAUAAAAAAAAUCUAUUUAAAGUACCUCCAAAACCUUAAAACUAGUCACAUAGAACUUCUAAUCCUUUUUUGAAAAAAUAAGAUUUCUUUAAUUCAUCUAUUAGAAAUAAAUCUUUCUUAAAUAACAGUUCAAAAGGUGAAAGCGAAAUAUAAAAAGUAGUUUGUGUUCCUAUCAAAAAGUCUAUUGCAAAAUAAUUUUGA